Messenger RNA from Ambispora leptoticha, 1815 nucleotides. Lineage: Eukaryota; Fungi; Glomeromycota; Glomeromycetes; Archaeosporales; Ambisporaceae. The record is from the annotation of a GenBank genome assembly.
AUGCCCGGAACAACUGUUAAAAUUAUUAUAGACAAGGUUUUUAAUAAAUCCGUGCCUAAACCUGUUAAUCUCCGUCAUGGAUAUGAUUUGGACUACGUAAAAAAUUAUCAAGCAAAAUGUGGUUCUUAUGAUAAGAGUGAAACUUUGGAACGUGACCUUAACAAUAUUUCUCUUGUUGACCCAUCAAAUUCAUCCAUAGUAACUAUACUAGAAACAAUGAGCGAACCGUUUCCAGGCUUUAAAGCUUUAGCCCCAUAUUUCGAUAAGGACAGUACCGAAUGGUCAUAUCCCAAUUUUCUAUAUGAGAUGCGAAACGUUAUCUUGGAUAUCGAGCCAUUUAAUGAAGAUUGGGGUGGACUCGACGGAACGUGGUAUAAACGAUAUACGAAACUGGCAAAUAAUGAAAAUGGUUCAGAAGUACGUUUGGGCGCUUCUGAACGAUUCAGAGGUUUUGCUGAAAAUUUUCGGUGUCCACGCCAUCAACCUUAUCUCAUAUUUGAACGUAAAAAGCGAACGGCUCAACGUAAUUACGUAAAGACUAGUAUUGAAGUGUUAGAUGAAGCACGGACGUAUGGCGCCCAAGAAAUAAUUUCAGAGAUGCCAGAAGCUCUUAGAACGAAACGUUCUCUAACUGGUGGAAUAGUUCCGGAAUCAUCAAAGAAAUUUAAAACGACAUCCGCGUCUGUUUCCUCCUCAACUGGUGACGAAAAUGCGACCGAUGAUGAUGGGCAAACAGCCGAUGAAUCCGAAGAAAUUAAUACCGAAAAAGCAGGAAAGGUAAAUAGUUCGAAUUAUUCCGAUACAAUCUCUACAUCAGAUCAGGCAAAACCGUUUGGCGAGUCUCACUCAACAUCUACAAUUCCUACGACUCCUCCUCCUUCAUCUCCCAAUUAUAAACAACCACGAUUUAUAACUAAUAAUGAAUACAUGGAUAUGGAUUGGUCUCCCUGGCAUUAUGGUAUUAUCGACCUGAAUGAUAGUAGAAUCAUGAAUGUUUUGGGACAAUCUGUAAAAGUUUAUUUUGAAGAAAAAAUGAAGAAAUAUAAACCACAAAGAUCCGUGUCAAAAGAAACUUUGGAAACUUUGAAGUGUUUAAAUGUAACAUCAUUGUGGGAGCUUGGAAAAGCUCUUUCAAGUAUCACCAUUAAUUACGAAAAUCCAAAUAGAGAUACAGAUAAGGGUAUAUUAAAUCUAGAUAGUUCCGAACUACAAGAAGGAUGGUACAACAGCAACAUCGUUGCGCCAUUCUUUGACGAUUGCUUAGCUUCACUUAAUGAUUGUAUUCUCCGACGUGGUGAAGUCGCAAGCAAAGCACAAAAACUACUCGGAAAUAAAUCAUCAAAAAAGCCAAAAUAUGACGGAGUCUUGCCAUUUAAUAGAAAAAUCGAAUUUAUUUAUGUGGAAACAGCAACCACAUCGAUCUUAUCAAAAAGAGAUAUUGACUUGUCAAAAUUGCAUGAAGCAAUAGCUAUUAUGUUCAAGUUUAUAGUAUCUUCAUUACCAGAAAAAAUUGUAUACGAAAUAUCAGAUUUACCCAUCCUUUGCAUUCAAUUCUGCGGAACAACAGCUGAUGUAUACCUUGCUAAUUGGCCAGUUAAGAUGCGUCCAGUUGUUUUUUCAAUAAUGGACUUUGACAUUCCGGAACAAGUUGCAUCUUUACCAAGUCUAACGAAAUCGGCUGUAAGAAUGUUAACAUUACGGUCAUUAAUUCAAGACCUCCAUAAACGGUAUCAAUUAUUAUUAAAAAAUAUCUCAGAUUAUUAUUUAGAUAAUGAUAAUAAUUGGACAUCCCCACUGAAACUGAAGACUAGAUAA